ACUUUACGUGCUGGAGUUUACAAGCCUUGUCAACGCAGUUUUCGUGAGUGGUCCUCGGGAAUUCAAUCCGAAACCAGAAAUCCGGCGGAAGAGGGUAGAUAUGGCUAUUGCCGACGAUGGCCACCGCCGAGGAAAGUGGCGGCUGUGCUCACUUUGGCAUACAGAAGUUCGAUCUUCUUCUACGCAGAAUCUGUAUAGCCAGUCGCGAAAUCCCGGCAAUCCCGACGGUGGCGGCGCUGUUGCGAUUGCUCGUUCCUCGGCUGUGUCCUCUGUUGCCAGAUCGCUUCUUCCGGCGCGGCGUAGACUCCGGCUGGAUCCUUCGAGCAGCUUGAUUUUCCCCUAUGAACCGGGAAAGCAAGUGAGGAGUGCUGUCCGGAUUAAAAAUUCCAGCAAGUCUCAUGUGGCGUUUAAGUUUCAAACUACAGCACCAAAGAGUUGUUUUAUGCGACCUCCUGGUGGCAUACUUGCUCCUGGACAAGCCAUCAUAGCUACUGUAUACAAGUUUGUUGAGCAGCCGGAGAACAAUGAGAAACCUAUAAAUCGAAAGAGCAAGGUUAAGUUCAAGAUUAUGAGCUUGAAGGUGAAAGAAGGAACAGAUUAUGUGCCUGAAUUGUUCGAUGAACAAAGGGAUCAAGUAUCUGUAGAACGUAUUCUGAAGGUUGUUUUCUUGGACCCGGAGCGUGCAAGUCCUGCCCUUGAUAAGCUGAAGCGACAAUUGGCCGAGGCUGAUGCUGCAUUAGAAGCUCGCAAGAAUCCUCCUGCUGACACAGGUCCUCGUAUGGUGGGCGAAGGGCUUGUUAUAGAUGAAUGGAAGGAACGGAGGGAGAAAUAUCUUGCGCGACAACAAGUUGAGGCAGUAGACUCAGUGUGAAGUGGCGUUUAAUGACAGAAAUUGAACAUCGCCACUGUGUUUCAUAGCUGUGACAACUGAUGUAAGAAGCUCACAAAAGCCUCUAUGUUGUUGAUAACAAGUCCAUGGUAGAGUUGAUAGAUAAAUAGAUCGAUAGAGUGAGGUAAAAACAUCCCUGCCAGUCUUGUAAAAAUUUUCACACCUUGCAGUAAUUAAAACUCAAUAUGUUAUGGUUCUGUAA
Molecule: messenger RNA, 1091 nt
Organism: Andrographis paniculata
Lineage: Eukaryota; Viridiplantae; Streptophyta; Magnoliopsida; Lamiales; Acanthaceae
Product: vesicle-associated protein 4-1-like
Exons: 7
Coding region: 101-871 (256 amino acids)
Biological process (GO): endoplasmic reticulum membrane organization
Cellular component (GO): endoplasmic reticulum membrane; plasma membrane
Source: RefSeq, a predicted model, not a curated record